AUGAAGUCAGCCAUUCUUCUUGGCCUCACUGGCCUUGCUGCUAAUGUGAAUGCCCAUCCCGCUAAGCAGCCAGAGACUGGUAACAGCCUGGCUAAGCGUGGCGUUGAUAUUAGCAAGUAUCACUUGCCUAGUCUCUCUCAGUACACGCCUUCAUCAAACAUCGAACAAGAGGCCUCCCUACAGGCUCUGUCUUACAAACGCAACUACGUGGAUACAGCCACACGAGCUGUCAAGAAGGCUGCCCCUAAGUCUGAAUUCCGCGUCGUGGAUGACCACUACAUCGAUGUUGACGGCAUUGGUCACGUCCACUUUAAGCAGACAGCACACGGCAUUGACAUUGACAACGCUGACUUCAAGGUUAACAUUGGCAAAGAUGGCAGAGUCUUCUCUCACGGAAACAGUUUUUUUUCUGGAAAACUUCCCCAAGAGAGUCCCCUGAGGAAGCGUGACUUCUCAGACCCCACAAAUGCCCUCAAGGGUGCUAUUGACAUUCUUGGUCUCCCAGUUCAAGCUAAUGGUGUCACCGCCGAGGCUCAAGAAGGUACUGAGAAGUACACUUUGAAGGGCACAACCGGAGCUGUCAGCGAUCCUAAAGCCCACCUUGUUUAUCUCGUCAAAGGAGACGGAACUCUAGCUCUGACUUGGCGAGUCGAGACCGAUGUCAUGGACAACUGGCUUCUCACAUACAUCGACGCAAAGACCAACGAAGAGAUUCACGGUGUUGUAGACUACGUCUCUGACUUUGCUACCUUUCAGGUUUACCCUUGGGGCCUCAAUGACCCCACCGAGGGAGACCGUAAAGUUCUGACUGACCCGUGGAGAGUUGAUGCCUCCCCCUUCACAUGGCUAGGAGACGGAGCCACGAAUUACAGCGUAACUCGGGGAAACAAUGCAAUUUCGCAGGAUAACCCAUCAGGAGGAGAUAGUUAUCUCAAUAAUCAUCGCCCAUCCAGCUCGACUAGGGACUUUCAAUACCCCUUUUCGCUCACUCAGACCAACCCCACAGAUUAUAGAGACGCUGCCAUCACCCAGCUCUUUUACACAGUCAACAAGUACCAUGAUCUGCUCUAUGUCCUAGGUUUUAACGAAGUGGCUGGAAAUUUCCAAACUAAUAACAAUGGAAAGGGUGGAAAGCAGAAUGACCAAGUCAUUGUUAACGCACAGGACGGUUCGGGCACAAAUAACGCAAACUUUGCUACACCAGCCGAUGGAAGCAAUGGCCGUAUGAGGAUGUAUAUCUGGACUACUGCCAGCCCUAAGCGAGAUGGCGACUUUGAGGCGGGCAUUAUCAUCCACGAAUAUACUCACGGAUUGUCUACCCGUCUCACCGGCGGCCCUGCCAACUCUGGAUGCCUUUCUGGCGUUGAGGCCGGCGGCAUGGGCGAAGGCUGGGGUGAUUUCUUUGCCACCGCUAUCCGCUUGAAGGCCGGCGACACUCGCAGCAAGGACUAUCCUAUGGGAGUCUGGGCCGAUAACAACGUCAAGGGUAUCCGCCAGUAUCCCUACUCAACCAGCCUCACCACCAACCCGCUCACUUACAAGUCUGUCAACACUCAAAAUGAGGUCCACUCGGCUGGUACUACAUGGGCCACGAUUUUGUACGAAGUUCUCUGGAAUCUCAUUGAUAAAUACGGCAAAAAUGACGCCGAUUUCCCUACCUUUGACAGCCAAGGAGUUCCCACCGACGGCAAGUAUCUUGCGCUGAAACUCGUCCUCAACGGAAUGGCUCUGCAGCCCUGCACACCAACCUUUGUCUCUGCCCGUGAUGCCAUCUUGGAUGCUGAUCGUUCUUUGACCGGCGGAGAGAAUCUUUGCGAAUUAUGGACCGCAUUCGCCAAGAGAGGUCUUGGAUCAGGCGCCAAAUAUUCCUCUUCAUCGCGGAAGGAGAGCUACACUAUCCCAUCUGGCGUCUGCUAA
Messenger RNA from Trichoderma asperellum CBS 433.97, 1917 nucleotides. RefSeq lists its product as uncharacterized. The record is from RefSeq and is a predicted model, not a curated record. Gene Ontology annotation, molecular function: metalloendopeptidase activity; zinc ion binding. NCBI's taxonomy places the organism in Eukaryota, Fungi, Ascomycota, Sordariomycetes, Hypocreales, Hypocreaceae.